UAAAUUAUGUCAGUUGCAGUUGCAGGCAGGUGCAGGUGUAGGGGCAGGGGGUUGAGUAUAAUUUACUCAAAUCAUUCUUCUUCAAAAGAUCAUGGAACUCAAUUAUCUCUCUCAAACAAGUCAAAAUCCUCCAUUAACAAUUUACUCAAAUCUGCUCUUCUCUGCACCAGCAGCCAUGGCAAGAAACAAACAAGCCGCGAAACGAAGUCACACCAAACCUUCUGUUGAAGCUGGACCUUCAGCGACUCCAUCAACUCCUACAAGAAAAAGUACAAGGAAUGCGACGGCAACCAAUCCUAUAUUUCUAAUGAUGGGAGAAUAUUUGUGCUUCAGCUUCAGUGCAGAAGUCAAAACAGGAGAAGCGUUACAGGCCAGGGGCAAGGGCGCUUCGAGAAAUCAGGCACUUUUAGAAGACGUUAGAGAAGUUAGUAACUUUUUUGCACCUGAGGUAACUCGUUGGCAAGCUGAGGCGUUAAUUGCUAUUCAAGCGGCUGCUGAAGAUUUUUUAGUUUGUAUGUUUGAAGAUGCAAUGCUAUGUGCUAUUCAUGCAAAGCGUGUUACACUUAUAAAAAAAGAUUUUGACCUGGCUCGACGACUUGGAGGAAAAGGACAACCUUGCUGAAGCAUUACCAUCUUAUCCCAAGUAGAUUGUCGUAUAGCUUCAAGUUCAAAGAAUCAACCUCUGAUCAACCAUUACCUCAUUUUGUAAUUUAAUGGGCUAAUUAUCAAUAUUGCAUUAACAAUUCUUAUAGACAUAAUUUGACUUAAUUGGUCGAUGUGAGUUUGGACAGAAACUAGUCUGUAUUUUACGAUUUAGGUAGGUUUUGGAGGAUCCAAGCUACUGAUCAUUUUAUCAUUUUCUUGUCUAUAUAUCUUAUGCCUUUUUGGUUUA
Messenger RNA from Solanum lycopersicum (tomato), 892 nucleotides. Its product is annotated as histone H3-like centromeric protein CENH3. Gene Ontology annotation, cellular component: nucleosome. Lineage: Eukaryota; Viridiplantae; Streptophyta; Magnoliopsida; Solanales; Solanaceae. Gene Ontology annotation, molecular function: DNA binding; protein heterodimerization activity; structural constituent of chromatin. The record is from RefSeq and is a predicted model, not a curated record.